UUGCUCCCAGGAGUCUGAAGCCUGCUUUUCCUUAAGACCUCUGUUUACAAUACACGGAGCUUGACCAUUUUUGACCAUUCUCGAUCAUAAUGGGCAAGCGAAAGAGCUCCAGAAAGCCUCAAGCGCCGAAGAAGCGCGAGCCCCUGCCGACCACCUUCACAUGCCUGUUUUGCAACCACGAGAAGUCGAUCCAAGUCAAACUCGAUAAGAAGGCAGGUUGUGGAUGGCUCGACUGCAAGGUCUGCGGGCAAAAGUUUCAGUGCGCAAUCAACUAUCUUUCAUCUCCGAUAGACGUCUAUAGCGAGUGGGUCGACGCAGCAGAUGCUGUCGCUGCCGAGGCCCGCGAGGCCGAGAAACUACGGAGCGCCAGCAACAUAAGCAGCAGACGGGCUGGAGGGGCGAGUCAGAGGAUAGAUGAGGAUGAGGAUGAUCGCGGCGGUUAUGAGGGGGAGGGUAUCGUAGCUGACGAUGAGGACUACGAUUGAUGCGCCUGCGAUGGCUUUCUCGUAUUACCCCCCUCCCCCCCCCCUCUUCUUUUGUACCUCAUUUUCGGCGUGGGAGAUAAAAAACCGGUGAAUGA
Molecule: messenger RNA, 580 nt
Organism: Thermothelomyces thermophilus ATCC 42464
Lineage: Eukaryota; Fungi; Ascomycota; Sordariomycetes; Sordariales; Chaetomiaceae
Exons: 4
Coding region: 90-485 (131 amino acids)
Biological process (GO): transcription elongation by RNA polymerase II
Cellular component (GO): transcription elongation factor complex
Molecular function (GO): RNA polymerase II complex binding
Source: RefSeq, a predicted model, not a curated record